Molecule: messenger RNA, 387 nt
Organism: Macrosiphum euphorbiae (potato aphid)
Lineage: Eukaryota; Metazoa; Arthropoda; Insecta; Hemiptera; Aphididae
Source: the annotation of a GenBank genome assembly
AUGGUGUUUCCGGUCGGCAUUUACUGGGGUAAAGACAAACCAAAUAAUAGCAACGAUUUUUUAUAUGAUUUUUGUAAUGAGCUAACAGAAUUAAUCUUAAAUGGAAUAGAAAUUAAAGAUGAUGUUGGCAAUUUAAAAAAGGCACAAAUUGUGUUACAAGUAUUUUGCUGUGACGUUCCAGCUAAAUCGUUUGUACUUAAAACAAAAGGAUAUAGUGGUUUUUUUUCAUGCAACCGUUGUUUUGCAGAAGGAGAGUACAUAAAUCGAAGAGUUUGUUUUCCUGAACUAACUUCUAUGAAAAGAUCACAUGAUAAUUUUGUCAAUAAACAACAAGAAGAACACCAUGUAGGACAUAAAUGUCUAUUCUUCUUAAAAUUCCAGGAAUAG